Messenger RNA from Parnassius apollo (apollo), 327 nucleotides. The record is from the annotation of a GenBank genome assembly. NCBI's taxonomy places the organism in Eukaryota, Metazoa, Arthropoda, Insecta, Lepidoptera, Papilionidae.
AUGUCAUCCUAUGAUGCCGCAAAAACUUAUGGUAUUUCUCGAAGAACGUCUGAAAAAUCUAGAACUAAGAAAAUGAAAAUUGAUAAAUUUAAUGGACCGCAAAGUAAACUCGCCGUCAAAGUCUGUGGAAAUUUAAGUGACAUCGAAAAUCCAGAUGACAGAAAUAAAGAACACUACGAAGCUACUUCUAGCGAAUAUAAUAAAAACGCAAAGCAAGAGAGAAAAGUACAUAGCAAGAAAGAAAAGAAGGCACCUAUUAAAAUAUCAAGAAACAUAGUAGUCAAGUUAUUAGUAAAUCACCAGAUCUACCAAUUAACUCGGAUGUAG